AUGAAACACAGGCUGUCUCGUGACCUCUCGCUGCUUCUGAGUUCUCCGGCGCGAGUCCGCAGCACUGAGCCUUCUCUUUCUUGUCACUUGCAGUAUUCUGCUGAGAAACUGAGCAAAAGUGGCCAUUUGUUCCCUUUUGAGACCAACAACAGGUGCCCCUGGAAGGUCAUGAGUGGAGGACGGCCCAUUGGAAGCCAGUGCGCGGGGCCACUCUCGGCACUGCCCACCAAGUGACACUGCUGGUCCCUGUCGGAGCCAGAUGAGCUGGUACAAUGCCAGUCCCCGCGGCACCCCGCUGGCUCCAAGGUCUGGGCUCCUGUCUCCAAGAGGCCGUGCCCCGGCGGCGGGAGCGCCAUGCUACAGGGAAGCCCAGGUGCCAGCCUACCCGGGAGUGUCGCCAGCGGCUUCGUGGACGGCAGCUCGGGCUGGCCCUGGCGUCCUGCAGGGCCGUGCGUGCUCUCCUCGCAGCGCCGCCUGUCCCUCCUGCAGGAGCACCUGGCGGACGCCGGCACGCCCCUGCCCUCAGCCAGCAGCACCCCCUCGCCCACGCCCGAGCCGGGCCGGCGGCGGGGCCUGCUCCGGUGCCGCUCGCAGCUGUGCGUGCUCCUUGGGAGGAAGAGCCACCUCAAACGCAGGCGCCAGGACCACGCUCGAUGGCCGCGCCCAUCCUUGGACUUGGUGAAGAGGACCCGGGGGAGGUAUACUUUAAAAAAUUCAAAAAGCCUUUGCUCCCUCGAUUAUGAAGAUGAGGAUGAGCAUGACACCCUAGUGAAGACAGCCAUGUCCUCCCCAUGUGACCCUCACGGCCUCACGGGCAUCAUCAUGCCUGGCUCCAGCCCGUGGGCCCAGCAGGAGCGGGCGGCCCCCGAGGACGAGUGCAGGAGUGGCGGGGACCCCAGUGACUGAGACAGCGCUGGGGAGGAGGGCGUCUUCCCUCUGGACCACGGGGAGCUGGACCUGGAGCAGAUGGAGAAGAACUGA
Molecule: messenger RNA, 981 nt
Organism: Ceratotherium simum simum (southern white rhinoceros)
Lineage: Eukaryota; Metazoa; Chordata; Mammalia; Perissodactyla; Rhinocerotidae
Source: RefSeq, a predicted model, not a curated record